Molecule: messenger RNA, 845 nt
Organism: Zootoca vivipara (common lizard)
Lineage: Eukaryota; Metazoa; Chordata; Lepidosauria; Squamata; Lacertidae
Source: RefSeq, a predicted model, not a curated record
UGCCAGAACUUUGCAGAGUUCCAUGUGUCCAUUGUCUGGGUUUAGUACUAACCGACAGUGUACAUACCACCGUGAAGAUGACAUACACCUUCACCCUCUUCAGCUUCCUUGCAUUUUGCUUCUUCUUCUCAGGGAUUUCUGGUGAUCACGGACAGAAGGAUGAAUGCAGCGAGUUUCCCAAACCAGAGAAAGGUGGCCAGGCUCCCUGCACAGCUGAUUAUAGACCUGUCUGUGGCACUAAUGGUGUGACCUACUCUAACAAAUGCGCACUCUGUGCAGAACAGGCAGCGGGAGUUCACGUUCAUAUAAAACAUGAUGGAGAAUGUAAAGGAAAGCCGGAUGUCUGCAGUAAGUACCCACAACAAGAGAAGGGCAAACCAGCAGUGUGCCCCAGGAUUUACGAGCCUGUCUGUGGUACCGAUGGCAAAACUUAUCAUAACUUUUGUCUCUUCUGUGCAGCAAAGAGGGACAGUGACGUCCCUCUUGACAUAAAGCAUGAAGGAGAAUGUAAGGUAAAGGACGAGUGCAGUAAAUUCCCAGUCCCGCCCAAGGGCAAGCCUGCUUUAUGCACAAAAGAAUUAAAGCCAGUCUGUGGCAGUAAUGGUGUGACAUAUCCAAACAAGUGUUUAUUUUGUGAUGCCAAAAGGAAAAGUGGCGGCAAACUAACAAUAAAGCAUGAAGGGCCCUGUGAGCAACAGGAGCAAAAGGGCAAAUGAAAGAAGACUUAGUGGAAAGCAGCAAGAAUUACUCUUAAACUGAAGAAAGACACUCUGUGCAAAUAUCUUUUCAGUUUAAAGAAAAGUUUUUUCCUGAUCUGCUAAUAGAAUAAACACAAAGCAACUGAA